This is a messenger RNA of Cylicostephanus goldi, 780 nucleotides long. The record is from the annotation of a GenBank genome assembly. Lineage: Eukaryota; Metazoa; Nematoda; Chromadorea; Rhabditida; Strongylidae.
AGUAAAAGAAAAGACCUUCCUCAGGAUACGAGCAGGCGACGAAAUCGUAGCGGUGAAUGGAAUCUGCGUCAAAGGCGAACGGAAGUCAGCUGUAGCGCAGCUGAUUCAGUGCAGCACAAAUCCGGUCAAGGUUUGCGCUUUCGAUGACGGUGCACAGAUCACGAUCAACAAAUUGGAGACAGACUCAUCCAAAGGGAAAACGCUGGAUAUCGUGAUGAAGAAAAUCAAACACAAGAUGGUGGAAUUCAUGGAUGCCGACUCCGCAGAUGCUCUGGGCCUUUCACGAGCCAUACUUUGUAAUGAUCCACUAUUAAAGAAGAUGAAGCGCCCAUCUGAAUGUCUGGAAUUUCAGGUGCUGGAAAACAACACACAACUUUACCGAAAUCUCAUAAGCUUCUUCAGUGAUCUCUUCUACUUUCAGGAAAAAAUUAGUCACUAUCAAAAAGAGUUUGGUGACGUAUUUUGCGAACUUGCCGCCCACGAAGCACAUGCAAAUGCUAAUGAAGCUUUUACAGUCUUCGGCGAAGCACAUAGACAACUCAGUAGAAAACAGAGCGAAACCCUAAAAAAUUUACGACCUCUCAUCGCUGAUCUCAUGACUUACGUCGACAAAGUGAUUCCAGAUACGCAAUUGACUUUGAAAAAGUAUCUCGACGUGAAAUAUGAAUACUUGUCUUACUGUCUAAAACUCAAGGAAAUGGAUGAUGAAGAAUUGGAAUACCAUUCUCUAAACGAAGGCCUAUAUCGCGUCGAGACUGGCAACUAUGAAUAUAGGUGAAA